Triticum turgidum subsp. durum (durum wheat) is the source of this 1170-nucleotide messenger RNA. Lineage: Eukaryota; Viridiplantae; Streptophyta; Magnoliopsida; Poales; Poaceae. The record is from the annotation of a GenBank genome assembly.
AUGGUCCGAGAAUUCUGCGGCGGCGGCGGCCUGGAGAAUUGGUUCUUGGAGCUUGACGUGGGCUGGGUUCUCCAGAUCCACAACAAGACCGACUUAUGUCAGCAGCUCCAGCUUCAACUCAAAUCGCCGUCAUGGCUCCAAGACUUUGUCGAGAGGUGGAUUCGAGCUCUCAUGGUAACAAUCUCCAGCAUCGUUGAGGCGCUCGACAAAGUUCAGACGUUGUUGCUCGCAAGGUUUGGCAAAGCAAGCAUCUCGGAGAUGCUCGUCUUUGUCGACGCCGUCAUCCCACUGCUCAAGGCGGGGAAGCUACGGGCCGUGCUAGACAUGUAUAUUUGUGUCUGCACUGCGUCGUACAUGUUCACUCUGGAUGUGUUCUCUCUGGAAGCCCAGAUCAUAUUCGACGAGAUACGCCGCUCGUUGGGGACAGAAAGAAACAAGCUAUGUGAUGCCAUAUCCACCACAGUGGAGGAGGUCAGGGCACUCAUGGAGGACGAUGACUCGUGGGCUAUCGAGUUUCCUCAAGGAGGAGCCGGGGUUCACCGGAACACCCGGUUGAUGGUGGGUUACAUCGUGUCUAUGACGGAUGCAUUGGUGUCGACACGGAAGUCCGCACCAAGCCACAACACUGGAAAUCUUCAUGGCCUGAUAGAUGACACCAUCAAACAUUUGAAGGAUCUGCUUCCGAGAAAGUCAGAGCUGUGCUUGGAUGCAGGCAUGAGGUACCUAUUCCUGCUCAACAAUUCCUAUUUCAUAGCCACCAGGGACUUUAUUCGUGGGCCAUACUGUGGAGACUCUCAACACCACCAGGGACUUGAACUUACACUUGAGUGCAAAGAUCACAUGGACAGCUAUCUCGAUGUUUCGUGGGCUCAUGUGAUAUCCUCCAUAUCGAAAUCGAAUCCUCCUGGACCGCUGCGUCGUUGGAUGACCAACACCUCUUCGCUGGCUAAAUUUGAGUCAGCGUUUCAUCAAACCUACCAAGCUCAGAAGCUCUGGAAGGUUCCGGACCCUCAGCUCAAAGAUGCGCUACGAAGGGCUAUCAUCGAGAGAGUCAUCUCAAGUUACAACGACUAUCUGAAGAAGCAUCCUGAGCUAGCGGAGCACGCUAGCCGCGGAAACAGCACUCCCGCCGUCUUGGAAGAGAUGUUGGGACAGCUAUUUGAAGGCUGA